Messenger RNA from Prorocentrum cordatum, 466 nucleotides. The record is from the annotation of a GenBank genome assembly. Lineage: Eukaryota; Dinophyceae; Prorocentrales; Prorocentraceae.
GGUUUCAUUGUUGGCGCUCGAAUGUUCAGAAAGGGAAUUGGUCGGCGCCUCAGUAUGUGUGCCGUUCGCGCCAAGGCGCGUCAGGCUGCAAUGCUGGCUUGCAGGUGACGUCCGCCUGCGGUCAGCCCAGUGAAUUUGAUGCUUUGCUUUACUUUUAAGAGCGGGUCGCUCCACCUUGCGCGCACAUCCUUGGGCAAUCGACCAGAUAAGCGCGCGCGAGGUUGUUGUGUCUCUGGCGCGAGACCCCGCAAGUGCAGCUUCUUUCUCUUCACCGCGGAGGCGAUCGUUUAUUUCAUUUCGCCUUGCGUGCACACCCGUGGGCAAUCGACCAAUAAGUGCGCGCGAGGUUGUUGUGUCUCUGGCGCGAGACCCCGCAAGUGCAGCUUCUUUCUCUUCACCGCGGAGGCGAUCGUUUAUUUCAUUUCGCCUUGCGUGCACCCCCGUGGGCAAUCGACCAGAUAAAUGC